ACGAUGCUGCUGCGCGUGAUCGAGAACGACCGAUUCCGGAACAUUGAGAUUCACGAAGGCGACACGUUCUUGCUCCCGGGCAAUACACCUCACUCUCCGAUUCGAUUCGCCGACACCAUCGGAAUGGUGAUGGAGCGGACCAGGCCCGAGAAGAGCGUGGAUCGAUUGCAGUGGUACUGUUCGAAAGGCGAACACGAGCGGCCGACGAUGAUUCGAGAAGAGGUGUUCCACUGCACGGAUUUGGGUACACAGCUGAAGCCUCUGAUCGAGAAGUGGCAGCAGGACGAAUCGAGUCGGAAGUGUCCCGAGUGCGGCGAGAUUGAGGAUGCCCAGUUGGUGCUGCAGUAAGUAGGAAUGAUCUAUGGCAAAGGGCCAAAAGGAGGUCCACAGAUGUAUCGUCUGGCACGCACAUACCGUGCACUGGCUACAGGGUCCAGAGGUCCAGAGCCUCUUUUCGUGGUCUAUAGACAGCGCCAGAGCAAUCAGGGUGUCGCGGUCAUGAUAACAUGCCCAGUCGCGCCUCUCUGGGACUUUGCCGUCUUUUGAUGUCCAUAUCUACCUGCCACCUGGUAUAUUCACGAUAUCUCUUGCGCAUGCCCUCUAGUAAUCGACCCAGGAGUCGUUACCGCAGCUCGCCCCGAGGCUCGAGUGGGUGAUGCGUGUCUUCCAACAGCUCUGUCGAGCGCGUAGGCUCGUC
Messenger RNA from Sphaerulina musiva SO2202, 697 nucleotides. RefSeq lists its product as uncharacterized. Gene Ontology annotation, biological process: 'de novo' NAD+ biosynthetic process from L-tryptophan; quinolinate metabolic process. The transcript has a single exon. The record is from RefSeq and is a predicted model, not a curated record. Bases 4 to 348 code for a protein of 114 amino acids. Lineage: Eukaryota; Fungi; Ascomycota; Dothideomycetes; Mycosphaerellales; Mycosphaerellaceae. Gene Ontology annotation, cellular component: cytoplasm. Gene Ontology annotation, molecular function: 3-hydroxyanthranilate 3,4-dioxygenase activity; iron ion binding.